UUUCAUGCCCCUUUUACUCUUGACGCUCUGUCUGUCAUUUAGCCGUUUCCUUUCCGACCAGAUGUCCGCCACAGCUUGGCUUUAAUCGCAGCAGCAACCUGCACUUUCCCCUCCAAAACUGGAAACUGUAAACAUACGAUGAGAGAAGAAGAAGAAGAAGCUAACACAACAUCCAUUUUUCGUUUCAUUGAUUAAUUUGUUCCUUUCGGAUCCUCUCACGUUGUUCGAAAUCAAAUGGGGAAGGAGUACGGCGGAUCCCCCAAGCUUCACCAGCUCGAAUGGAAGAGGAAGCGCCUCACUUGGAUCCUCUUCGUUUCGGCCCUCUGUGUCCUCUUCUACAUGCUGGGAGCCUGGCAGAACACCGCCCCGGCACCCUCUAGCCGGUCCCAAGUCUACAACCGAGUCGGCUGCGACGACGACGCCAGCUCCCCGCCGGCGGCAUCAGGCGGCGGCUCCACUGAUGGGUCCCCCGACGUCGACUUCGAGAGCCACCACCAGCUGGAGCUCAGCACCACCGCCUCUAACUCCGACAAGCCCCAGGAGUUCCCUGCAUGCGACUUCAGCUUGAGCGAGUACACCCCUUGCCAGGACCCGCAGAGGGGCAGAAAGUUCGACAGGGAUAUGUUGAAGUACAGAGAGCGUCACUGCCCGAGCAAGGAGGAGCAGGAGCAGUUCCGGUGCCUGAUUCCGGCGCCGCCGAAGUACAAGACGCCGUUCAAAUGGCCGCAGAGCAGAGACUACGCCUGGUACGACAACAUUCCCCACAAAGAGCUCAGCAUCGAGAAGGCCAUCCAGAACUGGAUCCAGGUCGAGGGCGACCGCUUCCGCUUCCCCGGCGGCGGCACCAUGUUCCCCCGCGGCGCCGACGCUUACAUCGAUGAUAUCGCCAAGCUCAUCCCCCUCGCCGGCGGCGCCAUCCGGACCGCCAUCGAUACCGGCUGCGGGGUUGCUAGUUGGGGGGCUUACUUGUUGAAGAGGGACAUCAUAGCCAUGUCUUUUGCGCCGAGAGAUACGCACGAAGCGCAGGUCUGGUUCGCGCUGGAGCGUGGGGUUCCAGCGAUGAUCGGAAUCAUGGCCUCCAAGAGGCUUCCAUAUCCUGCCAGGUCCUUUGACAUGGCUCACUGUUCCCGUUGCUUGAUCCCUUGGUUUAACUAUGAGGGGUUGUAUUUAACUGAAGUGGACAGAGUUUUGAGGCCGGGUGGGUAUUGGAUACUGUCGGGCCCUCCUAUCCGGUGGAAGAAGUACUGGAGAGGGUGGGAGCGAACGCAGGAAGAUUUGAAGCAAGAGCAAGACUCGAUUGAGGAUGUCGCCAGGCGGCUGUGCUGGAAGAAAGUAACUGAACAGGGCGAUCUCUCGAUCUGGCAAAAGCCCCUAAACCACGUUGAGUGUGCUCAGAACCCGGAUAACGGCCCUCCUCGCUUAUGCCAAUCAAGUAGCCCUGAUGAAGCUUGGUACACAGACAUGGAGAACUGCAUCACCCCAUUGCCGGAGGUGAGCAGCUCAGAAGAAGUAGCUGGGGGCACGUUAGAGAGAUGGCCAGAUCGCGCAUUUGGCCUCCCUCCCCGCAUCAGUGGAGGGUCCGUACCCGGCGUAACCGCAGAGAAAUUCCGGGAGGAUAACCAAGUAUGGAAGGAGCGAGUAUCGCACUACAAACGCAUCAUUGGUGCCUUACCUCAGGGGAGGUACCGCAAUGUAAUGGACAUGAACGCUUACCUCGGAGGAUUUGCAGCCGCCUUGAUGAAGUACCCGGUGUGGGUAAUGAAUGUGGUCCCUGCCCAUUUAUCUGAUCGCAAUACCCUUGGAGUUGUCUAUGAAAGGGGCUUCAUCGGCACCUACCACGAUUGGUGCGAGGCGUUUUCGACCUACCCACGAACAUACGACCUUAUCCAUGCCGGUGGUGUCUUCAGCAUGUACCGGGACAGGUGUGACAUUACCUAUAUCCUGCUAGAAAUGGAUAGGAUCCUGAGACCGGAGGGGACUGUUAUAUUUAGAGAUGAGGUAGAGGUGCUUGUGAAGGUGAAGAGCAUAACAGAUGGAAUGAGAUGGAAGAGCCAGAUCAUGGACCAUGAAAGUGGACCCUUUAACCCGGAGAAAAUUCUUGUUGCAGUGAAGGAGUAUUGGACUGCUGAAGCAAGGCCUGAAGGACAGAACUAGAAUAUGUAUUACGUAGAGGAGAGCAUGUAAUGUAGCAAGAAGCUGCAGUUUUGUUCGUCCAAGUUCUUCUUUAGGGAUUGUCCUGUUUCUUCCUAAUCUGCCCAAAGAUUUAUCUUUUCCCAAUUCUCUUUUGCCAAGAGAAGUAGCUUUGGUAAUUAAGCCGUGUUUCAUACUCUCUCCCACUUCCUUGCCCUCUUCUGACUUCUUUUGGCAAUCAACCCAAAUAAUGUGGUGUUUGGUCAUCAA
Molecule: messenger RNA, 2400 nt
Organism: Diospyros lotus (date-plum)
Lineage: Eukaryota; Viridiplantae; Streptophyta; Magnoliopsida; Ericales; Ebenaceae
Product: probable methyltransferase PMT18
Exons: 6
Coding region: 235-2154 (639 amino acids)
Cellular component (GO): endosome; cytoplasm; trans-Golgi network
Molecular function (GO): methyltransferase activity
Source: RefSeq, a predicted model, not a curated record